AUGAACCUGGAAUACUUACCUGAAAUGCUUGCAGUAUUUAUGAUGGCCAACCUAAUUCUCUGUGAGUCGGGAGAACAUGCAGAUAGAAAGGCAGAUCUAACCUGCAACGAAAUCCACAACGGCACAAACGAGGGAACAAUUCACAACCCAAUGUACCCGGACAAUGAUCAUGGUUACAAAUUCUGCAAUUAUCAGAUUACGGUUCCCUCCAACAAUCAAGUUGCUCUGAGCUUCCCUGAGUUUAAAUCUAAGUAUUACGACAUGGCCAUCUUUGUGUUCGACGGCCCCGAUUGUAUGUCCCGAUGGAUCGGAUACGUGUAUCGCUCAUAUAUAUAUCCAUACACUUCGCCUGGAAACAGUAUCACAGCAUUGCUGACUGUUCAAAAUGGAGCUGAGGUUUGGGGAUUCAAAGGAAAUUAUUCUACAGGCCGAAAACAUUGCUAUGUGAUUACGGACUGUUUAGGUCACUGA
This is a messenger RNA of Dicrocoelium dendriticum, 471 nucleotides long. The record is from the annotation of a GenBank genome assembly. Lineage: Eukaryota; Metazoa; Platyhelminthes; Trematoda; Plagiorchiida; Dicrocoeliidae.